This is a messenger RNA of Chroicocephalus ridibundus (black-headed gull), 6210 nucleotides long. It is a transcript of the gene PCYT1B, whose product is annotated as phosphate cytidylyltransferase 1B, choline. The coding region runs from base 129 to 1379 and encodes 416 amino acids. The transcript is spliced from 8 exons. Gene Ontology annotation, biological process: CDP-choline pathway. Gene Ontology annotation, molecular function: choline-phosphate cytidylyltransferase activity; phosphatidylcholine binding. NCBI's taxonomy places the organism in Eukaryota, Metazoa, Chordata, Aves, Charadriiformes, Laridae. The record is from RefSeq and is a predicted model, not a curated record.
UUUGCUGUGGAAAAGAAAAAUAACCCAGCAAGAUUUGGGACUUCCUCUGCUAAAUGGCUUUAUCACAGCAGAUUACUUUGAGCUGAUCUUUAACCUCCCUUGGGACAGUCAUACAAAAACAACUUGGCAUGACCUUUGCUCAAUUGUCUUUUAAGUACAAGAAGUGGGAAUUCCACUGUGCAGUCCAGAGCCACCCAAGGUUCUCUCAAGGAAAGUGUGAUAGCUGCAGAGAGAAGUGCAAGAGAAGCACAGUAACGAAGAUGGUAGGCAGCCAAAAACACGGUACAGAAGAGGAAGCUCAGGAAACUCCCAGAUUUCAACGAAAGACUCUGACGGCACCUGCUCCAUUUGCAGACGAAACAAGCUGUCAGUGCCAAGCCCCCCAUGAGAAGCUAACCAUUGCACAAGCCCGCCUGGGAACACCAGUUGACAGACCUGUCAGAGUGUAUGCAGAUGGGAUAUUUGACCUCUUCCACUCUGGCCAUGCUAGAGCUCUUAUGCAAGCCAAAACCCUCUUCCCAAAUAGCUACUUACUAGUAGGAGUUUGCAGUGAUGAUUUAACACAUAAAUUCAAAGGCUUCACUGUGAUGAAUGAAACUGAGCGAUAUGAAGCCCUCAGACACUGUCGUUACGUGGAUGAGGUCAUCAGAGAUGCACCCUGGACACUGACACCUGAGUUCCUUGAAAAACAUAAGAUUGACUUUGUAGCCCACGAUGACAUCCCGUACUCCUCCGCUGGCUCGGAUGAUGUAUACAAACACAUAAAGGAGGCAGCUACCUGCCGCAGUGCCUGGUCCUGCCGUGCUUUCUCAGCGGGCUCUCUUUUCCCACUUUGCUCAGGAAUGUUCGUACCAACGCAGAGAACCGAAGGUAUUUCCACAUCGGAUAUCAUCACAAGGAUUGUCCGGGACUACGAUGUGUACGCCCGGCGCAACCUCCAACGAGGAUACACCGCCAAAGAGCUGAAUGUUAGUUUUAUAAAUGAGAAGAAAUACCGCUUUCAAAACCAAGUGGACAAAAUGAAAGAAAAAGUCAAGAAUGUGGAGGAAAAAUCAAAAGAAUUUGUUUACAAGGUGGAAGAGAAGAGCCAUGACCUCAUUCAGAAAUGGGAAGAAAAGUCCAGGGAAUUUAUUGGCAACUUUUUAGAGCUGUUUGGACCCGACGGAGCGUGGAAGCAAAUGUUCCAGGAACGAAGCGGCCGAAUGCUCCAGGCUUUUUCGCCCCGGCAGAGCCCAAACAGCAGUCCUACGCGAGGCCGCUCUCCAUCCCGCUCUCCAUCUCCACCCUGGGUCUUCAAUAAAGCCUCCCCUCCCUCUUCUCCAAAAGCUGCCUCUGCCUCCCUCAGCAGCAUGAGUGAGGGAGAUGAGGAUGAAAAGUAAAACAAAGAUCUAUUUUUUUAACCAUGAGACAGAAGAACAAGCUACGAACUCAACCACUGGAUGGGGAGAAGCGUGAGGAACAUCAGGGGUAUCUCUGACAGCAGGGAACGUGCUCUGGGAGAAGAUUUCGAAAACGGCCUGGAGCACAGCGAGGGAGAUCUCAGGAAGAGCUUAUCCCAUCCCCACCCUCUGGCGGUGCCUGGAGGCCCAGCCAGCAGUGCUUGCCAGACACGGUACCGGGGACUGACAGAAAAACAUACACCUUUGUGCAAGUUCCUGUCCAUGCGUUGCUGCUUACGGCUGCUGUGGCCAGGCCAGGCUGGUGGGGAGCUCUGCACCAGGUGGGGCUGGCAGGAGGGGCCCGCUCGGCUCCUGAUCCGGAACCCAGCACACAGUGACGGCUGUGGCCUGCGGAUGGAGAAUAUGCAGUUGCACUGGAUCCUGCUAACCUCGAGCUCUUCUGGCACGUGAAGGAAUGGCAUUGCUGCAGCAAAUACAUUCAGAAAUGGGAAAUAAAAUUUUACCUUUUUUUUUUUUUGAAUGAAAUCUGCCCCAGACCCCAAACCAUGCCAGCGAAAUGGAGAGUUCUCCAGUUGAGUUGGCAGAAAUCCAUUUAAUAUACUCAACCUAUUGAAUGCUGCUUGUUGACCAAGCCUCUGUACGGGGCGUAUGUAAAGAGUGAGGCUGUAUUUGCUUUAUCAAAUCGCUCUCCGUGUUCCCAGUGCCUGAACAGCGACCUGAUAACUUCUGUUUUGCUCCCCUGACUUUGCACUUUGGAGGCAAGAAAGUCAAUGAGAAGACAGCCCUAGCUGGAAUGUGUUGUUGUAGGAAAUAGAGAGUUUGAAGACGUUGGUGAUUUUUACUGGUGAAUUCUAGAACACACAUGUGGGAUGCCAAGGUCUGGGGACGUGGCCUCCUAGGAAACCCUGCUGCUCCCAGCUACGAAUCACCAAAGGACGAGCACAGGAGCGCUGCUGUCCUCACAUGCUACUCAUCAGCUGGUUAAACAAAUUUCCCAAACUCUAAACAAGACGUGUUCACAGACACUCUGCUCCCGCAGGGGUCCUGAGGCUGUUCCUGUACCCUAAUGUGGACAAAAAGCUGGAAAAAAACCAAUGGAAACCUUUUAAACAGGAUUAGGCAUGGGGAUUUUCUUUCUCCGUCCAUGACCCCCGCGCAGCCCUAAGCAGAACCACAGAAAGGGUAGCGGGAGUGAAGCUUCCCCCUCCCCUCGAUGCACUACCUGAUCUCCUUCCAGCUUGGCAAAGCCAGAGCUGCUGCCGUACGGCUCCACCGUUCGGUCCUUCAGUUGGCACCUGGUGAGGUGGCUGCAGACCUGCAGGAUUUCUGAGCAUGGGGGACCCCCAGCCCCCAAGGGCUGCCCUGCCCCACAGCUCAGAAACCCGGCGGAAACACCCAGCCCACAUCGCUGCGGCAGGGCUGUGAAGCAACGAUGCGCUUUUGUCCCAAGGUUUGCCUGGCAAAGCCUGCCUCAGUGCACGGGCACGUUGGUGGCUCUCCAUCCCAGUGCCAGGUUUGGUGCCAGGCCAGCAAGGUACAGGCUGCCGCUGCCUGCCUCUCCCACCAGCAGCCGGGCAGGCACAGGCCUCAGGCCACUGUGCCACUGCUGCCUGGAGCUGCAAACCCAUGUGGACACACAGCCUGCUGCGGGCAUUUGCUGGUUCUCUGCACAGGCAGCACAGGAAACACUGGGAGAGGGAAGGCUCUGAGCAUUCCUCUUGGGAAAGAGCUGAAGGAACAAGACACCCGGGUGCCUGAGCACGCGGGCUGGUAGUACCUGCUGGCAGCUGUCCCCCCCCAGGCUACCGCCCUUACCUCACUGGGUGACCUAGUAGGCAAACUCCCGUCGCUCCUUCCCUACCAGGUGCUUCACCAGGCAGGGAAAUUACAGACCCUUGUACCAGGCACCAAAUAGACUCCACGCUCCGUUCAUUCCCUACGGGUGUCAUCCAUUCCCCACUACGGGGUAACGGAUUUUUGUUUGGGAACGCUUUGCCAGACACUUCUCCAACUACCACAAAACCGAGCACAUCAUACCUUGGGGCAUGCUUUGUCCUCUGGAGUCAAGCUAGUUCCUUCUUCACAGAGCUGCAAAAAGAUGAGCAGGGCACAGGGUGAACUACCGCUUUCACUAGGAAGUGUGAGGGGAGAGCCACAGCUAGUCCAGCUGCCGCCAGCUGUGCACCCGAUGGCACGGUGCAAUUAAGACCUUUCUCAGCCUUAGGCAACCUGUUACUGUAAUUUCAUACCUGGGUUGCACUUGUUAGUUUUUCUGAUCCUUUGCAAGUCUUAAGUCUUCCCAUCACAAACCACUCCUCCACCGCGGGAACCGUCUGCUCUCUACUGGUGCUGUUCAUACGACGAGCCAUGUCCAAAUGCAAUGGAGGUGGGCAGGUUUUUGUUCUUGGCUUUUACUGUUUGGUUUUUUUGUUUUAAUUUCAUAGCACUUAGUGUUCGGCAGCCCUCGUUCAGUGGUUUGAGUGGAAGACAGCGCCACAACUUGUAAAUAGGAACUGGAGAAAAACUCGCCAGUGACCUCUUAACAGAAGGUGUUUCUCGGAGUCACAGGUGGCUAUCCAGCGACAAAGCCAUACACUGUACCAGACGUCCUUUCACAUUUAGGAUAUCGAUAAGCUGAAGCCUUUGCCCCGCUGGUACAGACACAAAUACCCAUGUGCUGUCUCCAGCAAACCAGAACCUCAUUGCCUCUGGACACGUAGAGGGCAAUUUUGCACUUCUGAGUCAUGGUUGGGUUUUAUUUUUCAUGAGCGUUGCUUUAAUUCAGUCCUAUUUAUUAGCCAAGCUCCACGGGAAAAAUAAACAGCGUACAACAGAUACUGCUGCCUCUCACCUUCAUUUACAGCACCUUUGGACACAUAAAUACAAGGCCUGGCGUAGCCCCCACUGAUGGCACAGUGCUUGCUGUCCCCAUCCUUCGUACCCUAGGGCUUUACAACCCCACAAACGCCACUAGAGCGGCCUCUGCAGCCUGCCCCAAAUCCCGCUGCUCCAGUCACUACUGCUGCGGUCGGCUCUGAGGGGAUCGCCUCUCUCCUUGCCCUCGCUCACGUGUUUCUGGCUGCAAGGGAAAGGUGGGGAGACGCUGCCUCAGCUGGCAAGGCGCAGCCUCCGACACCAGCAAGUCUGAGCCCUCCCUUGCCCUCUGCCCCAGCGCAGUGGAAUCAGGAGCCGCUAUUUUAAUUCUUACUUCUAAAGCAGAAGGAAAGAGGCAGUGCUUUUGCAGCCAUCCUAGUUCUGCUUCUGAAAACCGUCCCCAGCAGCAGCAGCGGCUGCGAUGCUCCUGUGUGCGCCAACGUGGCUUGCAGCUGUGCCGCAGUCCUGCACAACCGCAGCAGCAAACGUUAGCCACAGGGACAACUCUCGACGCCGGCCUUUGGACAUUACUCUUCCUCCAGCUAAGUCAGUCUGAUGCCUGAAUGUUCCUGCUGCACUCUUUCCCUGUUGUCCUUUCUGUAAGAAAGGGAUUAUUACCGCAGCGGCUGUAGAAAAGAUUUUUCUACAUUAUUUAUUUAUUGUCGGUCCAGCCUCAGGCAGGGCAGAGCCGAGCCAGCAGGCGCGGACUAAGCACUUCCCAGCUACGGUACUUUUAACUGCAGAAUAAGAACAAAUUUCCAAGUGAUUUGGCAUGGCAGAGAAACUAUUUAAAGGCACAGGAUCCACAUCAAAACGCUGCCUGCUAAUACAAGCUUUAUCACUUAAGAUGGAUUUGGGGCUGUCCUGAGCAGCGUCUUGCAUCACCUGGGAGAUCACGAGCCAUCCUCGUACGCUCCCAGGAGCGGGAAAGUCAGUCCGCCUGUCUGCAGCCCCGCUUCUGUUUCGCCACCGAGCUGCCUCCACAGCCCCGUGGUGCAGAGGCACCACGACUGACCCGACGCCUGCCCACAAUCUCACCGCUUUUCAGGUGCCCGUUCUGCGCACAAAUACCCCUGCGCUGCUGACAGCGCUCGGGGAAGGGACGACGGGGAGCCUUGUUCACACCAGGGACAACAUGAGCCAUCGCCAAGUCGGGCCCUCCCAGGCACGGUGACACAACGCAAGAGCUGUGGCACCCUGUGGCAGCUCCUCCCUCCGCUGCAAACAAGCGCCGUGUUAGACUUGGAGCAAACGUUAAGUCCUGUAGUAUUUAAUUUUGUAACUGGUAUUUCAUUGCACCAUAGAAACCCUGAAAACACUCGCAAACAGCACGACUGGAGGUGGUUGGAAAGUCCCCACUGUAAAUUCGUACGAGCUCGUAUAAAACAGGCAGGAGAAUGUUUGAAAUGUGACUGAAGAAGCAGAGGUGAUUUUCUGAAGCACAAGGCAGAGCUCUUGUGCCAGCGCUUGCGAAACAUCUACAGUACUUCCUUGGCUUUAAAUUCUUCCAUCAUUUAGGCAUAAAAUACAACAUCGUGUAACCUCACUCACCAGGAUGAUUUAACUCAAAAGGCUCACAAAAGAUAAAUCAAACAUUCAAAAAAACCCGAUUAUAAUUUUUUGUGUGUAUUAAAAAUUAUUUCCAAGUAUUGUAAGGACACGAUUCUCAAGAAAAUAUUUAGAAUAGCACAAAACAGUUACUGACAGCUGGAAGUUGGACAAAGUUAACAAUAGGAAAUGAGCAUUUCAAAUAAAGCCGCAGAGGAAUCCCGACUUCCUAAGGGGGCUGGCUCAGAGCUAGGACCAUUUGUCAAGGAUAUGGCUGCAAUAAAUCCCUAGCCCAUUCACAGAAUCACAGGAUGGUAGGGUUGGAAGGGACCUCUGGAGAUCACCUAGCCCAACCCCCCUGCCAGAGCAGGGUCACCCAGAGCAGGUU